Molecule: messenger RNA, 1895 nt
Organism: Micropterus salmoides (largemouth bass)
Lineage: Eukaryota; Metazoa; Chordata; Actinopteri; Centrarchiformes; Centrarchidae
Product: TNFAIP3-interacting protein 1-like
Exons: 10
Coding region: 137-1069 (310 amino acids)
Biological process (GO): regulation of transcription by RNA polymerase II; cellular response to lipopolysaccharide
Source: RefSeq, a predicted model, not a curated record
CCCAGCCGCUGAUUGGACAAUGCAGGUUUUGCAACGUCACACGUGAUCGUCAGUAGGCUAUAAGUGAGGCUGGGAGCGAGUCAGUGCCAGGUUUUUGUGGGAUCACCACGUGUUGAGAAGCCCAGAAAACAACAAUAUGUCCCAACAUGAAAAGACAGCAGACAGGCCACCUGUGGAGAGAUCACAGGCCGGUACCACCAUAAACAGACAGACCCACAGACUGUACCCAUCACUGCCGAAUAUCGAUUGGUAUGAGGUUUGUCUGCCGGGCCGCUCCAUUGGAGAAAACCUUCACACAGCUGCUGUGGAUCUUCCUGACAGUCUGCUGGGGGACAACAAGCUUCAGUUAGAGGUGUCGCCUGCCAGCAGAGACGUCAGAAUGAAAGCACAGAUACUUAUCUUGGAGGAGCAAAGGCAAGAGCUUCUUUCUAUUAACGAGAAAUGGGCUAAAGAGUACCGAACCAUGAGACAGUACUACAAAGAGAAGGUCCAAGACUUAAAAGCAUUACUGCAACAAAGUCAAUUUGAAGAAGAGACUUGGGAAGGAGGAGAAAACCACUUCACAUUACAUAAGAAAGUCAAAGAGAGCACAUGGACUAGAGACACUGAUGUCAGCUCGGAGUUAGUAAAAGCAGAAAAGGAGGCAAGGGAGCUGCGGGUGCAAAACAGCACUCUAACUCGACGAGGGCAGCGUCAGCACGAGGAGAUCAGACGACUGAACAAGGCUCUCGACGAGGCACUUCAGACUACUCAACCUCUUGAUGUGAGCAGUGAAACACUACAUGAUAUCUGGAAACAUCAGGCUGAAGUCUACAAGGAAGACUUCUUGAAGGAGAGGAGGGACAGGGAAAAGCUUAAGGAGAAGUAUCUGGAAUUGGAGAAUAAGUUUAGGAAAGUUCACAGUGAGCUACGUGUCCUCAAAUCUCAGGUGACUUCGACUCGGCCACCAAAGCCUUUGCUUGAAUGUACCUGCGCAAAUGGAACCAGAAGCCCAAACUGGGAGGUUCGCCCAAGUAACCGGGACGACAUCCAGAGACAAAGACGUUACACACUUGACGACAAACUGUGAAAUUCACUUGUCGUGUGAUAAUGUAUGUUGCACUUUAUGGAAGUCUUAGAUCAGAGUUCAUCAUUAGGAGGGUGAGACUUUGCCAGUUGAUCAGACAGGACCACAUCUGGGAGGCAAGCUCUAUUCUGUUUCAGUCCUCGGGCUAAUGUCUGCUGCAGGUUCAGUUUCAGGUAGUUUCAGCCGUGCUUGUAGCGAGCCCCCUCCACUGGUGUGGGCCCAUUAGGUGACCUGUGUGGAGGAAGCAAACACAUAAAAAAAAAAAAACACUCAAACAGCCCGUGAAAGGAAAAGAAGCUUUUGUAUAAACACUUCCCAGGACAGUAGUAAUGAUUAAAAUAAAAUACUCUACCCAUUGUGUGCAAAGUUUGCUAUGUACGCCAUUACAAGCUUGCUCAGUUCCUCUUUUUCUUGUGACACGGGUCCUUAGGGAGAUAUAAAUGAUUGCACUGCCCAAACACUAUUGACAUGAAUGUUUAUCAAAGGUGCAAAAUGAAUGAGACAUCUUCCUGCCUCAAGUACCUGUAACUGCGGUGUUUCCCACUAUGCACCAGAUUGGAAUGCUUACACUCAUAGACAUAGACAGGCACACCUACAUAUGUCAGGCGGAAGGAAAAUGCAAGUCACGUUGUGACUACAAGGGCUGAUAUUUUUCUGAUUCAUUAAAAAGUACGUUCACCUUGGAGGUAUGCAGACACUAGGUAUGGCAAGAAUGAGGAGAAAAUUGAAAAUGUAUAGGAACUUUUAUUCUGACAGUAUAUUUAUGAAUGUUUGAAGGAAAUUCUCCUGUUUCUUGUGUAUUUAUCAUGACAAUAAACUAUUGAAUGUG